Messenger RNA from Malaya genurostris, 685 nucleotides. RefSeq lists its product as uncharacterized. The transcript has 2 exons. Bases 105 to 650 code for a protein of 181 amino acids. The record is from RefSeq and is a predicted model, not a curated record. NCBI's taxonomy places the organism in Eukaryota, Metazoa, Arthropoda, Insecta, Diptera, Culicidae.
UGAUGCAGAAAAGUAUUAAUAACAUAUCGCAAGAGUGAUUUGGAGAAGAAACUGAUUCUAUUGUGUUAUUGUAACUAUAGCUGAUAGUGCUUUUCAGUUUUCAGAUGAAAAGAACAGCAGAAUUGGAAAAGGCCAAACCAGGCAAAGAUAAAAAUAUCCGAAAUCGUAACAAACGAAAAUUCAAACGCAAAAAGGGUACCAAACAACUGAAAAUUAAUUUUGACCAAAGCUUUACCCAAAACAGGGAUAGUGCUCCAAAACCCACACCGACCUUAACUGCCAGAGCGAAGUUGUUCAACACAGCUCCAAGUUUUGUUCAGCUCAAAAAUGCACAGAACCUGUGGAUCAAAACUUAUCAAAAUGCUAUAAAAUGGCAGUACCAGCAUCAACUCAACUAUUGGAAACAUUGUACUCUUACGUUAAGAGAGGAAAACGCUCGUCUCAAACGACGUCUUGCUGUGCAGGAUUCGGAAGACGAAGAGGAAGAAACCGAAGCUUAUACACACCAUCAACGAAGGCAUCAAGAAACAGCUACUGCGAAAGAGGAUGCGGAUGAUGCUCUGCUUGACGAGGAGUUUAUAGCGUUUAUGGAAGUGUCCGCUAGACAUCGCUUGGAGCGCAGGAGGUUAAAAAAUGAAAGUGUUCAAUAAUUAGGUUUAUGAAUAAAUUAAAACAGAUUAAAUAA